AUGGGUGGCGGAGUCGGAGCCGCAUUUAAGCGGCCCGGGUACGGCGCCCGCCUCCAGCGCGUCCUCGGGCUCGGCUCCCGCCGGACGCCCUGCUCUCUGCCCCCCGGAGGGCCCGCUCGGUGCCGCCCGGCGACCCCGCUGCCCGGCCAUGCGAACGCCGGCCCCGCUGCGAUGAGCUCGCACAUCGCCAAGAGCGAGUCCAAGACGUCGCUGCUGAAGGCGGCUGCGACGAGCGGGGGCAGCCGGGUUCCCCGCCAGGGCCCGGCCCGGGAGCCAGGGCUGCCCAGCCGCCGGCUGCCCGGCACCUGCCCUGGCACGCCGCCGCCGUCCGGGGACCCCAGCUUGCGGAGGCCCCUGUGCCGGCCGGCGCCGCGAGAGGAGGGCGUGCGGGGAAGCCGCUGCGGGCUGCCCCCGGCACACUGCAGGCCCCGGGAGGCGCUGCGGGCGGCCGCGGCGUCCCGCCCUUCUCCGCAGUCGCCGCUGCCGCCGGCCCGCGGGCGGGAUGGGCGGGAAGGGGGGCUGUCCCCGGCGCUCGGCCUCCGGUGCGCGCAGGGAGCCCCUAGUCGCGGGGUCUCCGCUCCAGCUGCCGCGCCCGAGGCAGACCCGUUCCUCCGCCGGCUGCACCCCAUGCUCAGCUCCGCCUUCGGCCAGGACAGAUCCCUGCGGCCAGAGGAGAUUGAAGAGCUCCGAGAGGCCUUCCGGGAGUUUGACAAGGACAAGGACGGCUACAUCAACUGCCGAGACCUGGGCAACUGCAUGCGCACCAUGGGCUACAUGCCCACCGAGAUGGAGCUCAUUGAGCUGUCCCAGCAGAUCAACAUGAACCUGGGUGGCCAAGUGGAUUUCGAUGACUUUGUGGAGCUAAUGGGACCUAAACUCCUGGCAGAGACGGCGGACAUGAUUGGUGUGAAGGAACUACGAGAUGCUUUCCGAGAAUUUGACACCAAUGGUGAUGGGGAGAUAAGCACCAGUGAGUUGCGAGAGGCCAUGAGGAAACUCCUGGGUCAUCAGGUGGGACACCGAGACAUAGAGGAGAUUAUCCGCGAUGUGGACCUUAAUGGGGAUGGCCACGUGGACUUUGAAGAGUUCGUCCGGAUGAUGUCCCGCUGA
Messenger RNA from Pipistrellus nathusii (Nathusius's pipistrelle), 1110 nucleotides. Lineage: Eukaryota; Metazoa; Chordata; Mammalia; Chiroptera; Vespertilionidae. The record is from the annotation of a GenBank genome assembly.